GGCCCGCCGCGCCCCGGCGGCACCGCGGCGCCCAUGCACCCCGCCGCCAGCGCGCUGCGGUGAGGGGCAGGGCGAGCCCGGCAGCGCAGCGGGGGGAGCCGGCCCGCAAUGGCGGCGGCCGCCGCCAGCCCCGGGAGCCCCGUCGCCGCCGCCGGCCCCCUGCCGCCGCCCGAGCCCGGCCCCAGGAAGCCGCCGCCGCCGCCGCCGCGGGGCGACCCCCGGCGCAGGCAGGCCGCGCUCUCCUUCCUCACCAGCAUCUCCCUCGACGGGCGGCCCCCGCCGCCGGGCGCCGACGGCCCCGCCGCCAGGCCCCGCCAGGCCCCGCCGCCGCCGCGGCUGGGCAGCCCCCCGGCGGCGCCCGCCGAGCCCCCGCGGCCGGCGGCGGCGGGCGAGGAGGAGGAGGACGAGGAGGAGGAGGACGCCUUCGCCGCGGUGCAGGUGCCGGCCGCCGCCUUCCUGGGAGCCGCGGCGGCGGCGGCGGCGGCGGCGGCGGGGAGCCGCGGCCGCCUCAACUCCUUCACGGCGGGGGUGCUGCCGGCGCCCUUCGGCCGCGCCAGCCCCCAGGGCCCCGGCGGCGGCGAGCCGGGGCUGCCGGGCCCCGCCGCCGCCUUCGAGCUGCAGCGAUCCCGGCGUCGGCUGAUCUCCCAGCGAUCUUCUCUGGAGACCCUGGAGGACAUCGAGGAAAAUGCCCCACUGCGGAGAUGUCGGACUCUCUCAGGAUCACCCAGACCAAAGAACUUUAAGAAGGUUCAUUUUAUCAAGAACAUGCGGCAACACGACACCAGAAACGGCAGAAUAGUCCUUAUCAGCAGCAGAAGAUCCUUCUGUAGCAUAUUUUCAGUGCUGCCAUAUCGAGACUGUACCCAAGUCGGGGAUGUAAAGUUGGACGGUGGACGUCAAUGCCAUUCUGCAGGAGUGUGUCUGAAAGAAAUAAUUGGUCUUGAAGGUGUGGAGCUGGGAGCAGAUGGGAAGACUGUUUCUUAUACGCAGUUCUUAUUUCCAACAAAUGCUCUGGGAGCGCGGAGGAACACCAUAGACUCCACCUCGUCCUUCUCCCAGUUUCGCAAUGCAAGCCAUCGUAGCCUUUCUUUGGCAAGAGCUAACAGCACCCAAGGGAGCAUUGAUGCAGGUAGUGACCUGGGGGACUAUGUUGAAUAUGACCCAAAUCUUCUAGAUGAUCCCCAAUGGCCAUGUGGCAAACAUAAGCGGGUUUUAAUAUUCCCUUCAUAUAUGACCACAGUCAUUGACUAUGUGAAGCCAUCAGAUCUCAAGAAGGACAUGAAUGAGACCUUUAAAGAGAAGUUCCCUCACAUCAAGUUAACCCUCAGUAAAAUACGAAGCUUGAAGAGAGAAAUGCGCAAGCUUGCUCAAGAAGAAUGUGGUUUCGAAGAGCCCACCGUGGCCAUGGCCUUUGUGUACUUCGAGAAGCUCGCGCUCAAGGGCAAGCUGAACAAGCAGAACAGAAAGCUUUGCGCUGGAGCCUGUGUUCUCUUAGCAGCCAAAAUCGGCAGUGACCUCAGAAAACAUGAAGUCAAGCAUCUUAUAGAUAAACUGGAAGAGAAGUUCCGGCUGAACAGGCGCGAGCUGAUCGCCUUCGAAUUCCCGGUACUGGUGGCCUUGGAGUUUGCGCUCCACCUGCCGGAGCACGAAGUGAUGCCGCACUACAGACGUUUGCUCCAGAGCUCCUAGCGCUGGCUGCCCUUCCGGGAAGGGGCUCCGGACUGUUUCCACUUGGCUCUGGGGAGCUGCAGUUACUACUGGAAAUGCAAAAGCAGACUUGUAACACUUAGCUCGCUCGCUCUCUCUCACUCUCGCUCUCUCCAAAACAGUUUUUCCAGCAACAUAUAGGAAACACUGCGCUGACUUAAGACUCUCAGCUUUGAUAGAUUUACGUAUCGUUAUUUUCUCAAAGCAGGUGAAGACCGAGAUGUUGGUUAAUGGUUAACGUUUGCUGAAACUGGGUGGCAACUGACCCUACCUGUGGGGACUACAGAUUUCAAAGUUAGUUACCUGAACCAGACGUACAAAAAUUUGAAGGGCAGCCUCCAUUACCACCUCUCUCCAUCACACAAACCCCAAGAGCCCACUCGAGUGCAUUCUUCUAGUGCUUUUUCUACCGACCUGCUGCGACUUACACGACGACUUCUUAACGUUGUGAAAAGCUUUUAAAGAGGAUAUCUUCACUGUGUCAAAAAGAAUGUGCCAAUCUAUUUUUGUAUCAGCAAUUGAAAGUGCACUUUUUCCCGUGGGGUGGUUGUGUGCGUAUGUGUGUGUGCGCGCGUGUGUGACGCUGAACUGCUCUCAGGCCGGGUGGCUGGCUUCGCAGUUUCAGAGUGUAUCACUCACUGAUGGUGAAGAUCAAGGUGACCUUACGUGUUUACUUCUUGAAAAACAUAACUACUGGAAAAGUGGUAAAUGGGAACAUUUUUGGACACUUCUUUUUUUUUAAUUCUCUGAUCUUUCCAACAUUUUACCUUUGAAAGGGUUACACUACUACAACGGGAGAAGAAUCAGCAACUGACCAUAAGCUUUCACUCAUGUUUGUGAUAAAGAUGAAAGCAUUAGUACGAGAUUUCCAUGUCAUGUUUUUUAAAAAUGUCUUGUGUUAAGCCACAUGCAUAUUUUUAACCUUCGCACUUUUCCCACUGUGGAGAUGGUUAGACUUGCACUCUGUAGUGUUGUAUUUCUGUGCUCUAUGUUAGAGUGCGUAAUAAGCACAUUUAUUGUGCUGUAUCUUAAAACAGUGUUUUAUUAAAAAAAAAAGUAGGGCUCAGCAGUAUAAUAUAACAGGUGUCUUAAGGCUCCAACAGCAAGGACAUCAGCUAUUGUUGGUUUGGGUUUUUUUUUUUUCUUUUUAACUAGAAUUGACUGUGCAAAACUUAAAAUUGGUGACCAUUUAAGUUAAAGGUCCAGUUCCUUUAGACAUUUCAAUACUGGAGUUUUACAGUAAACUUCCUGCAGCUUCCCUGGUUCUGACUGGACACCCAGAAAGGCUGGAGCCUUUCAUCCAAACUCUCUGAUGCUAUAUACCCUAUGCUAGUGCCAUGCUCGAGGACACUAUUAAAUUGUUUUUAUUCUGUGAGCUUACACCCAUGUCCAAUCUUCUCCUAUGCUGAUUCACUGAGCAAGCCUUGCCCUGAACAUGCCCAACACAGAUCCACUAAAGUCAAACACUUACAUUUAUGGUAUUAAAAACAAACAAAAAAAAAUCUCAGCCAUAAGGUUUGAGCUGCAGCCUUACAUCUCUCAGUUUGGGAGUGCUUGCUCAGCGUACGGAAAGGGCUUGUGAGCAGAAGGUAGAGAAGUGGGACACAGCAGAGGAUGCAAACACACUAAUGCUUACUUUCUUUUACUUUAAUCGGUUUUAUUAUUUCCUUCAGUUAGGCCAGGAAACAUCCACUUUCUUUACCAGCUUUGAUGCCUUUAAAUUCUAGUAUGAAAAAGCCUGUGUAUGAUUGCUCUGUAGGUGCUGGAAAGGUUACAUAGAACAUGUCAGGACAAAUGGGAGUUUGAUGCUAUUGCUCUCCCUCCAUUUUAAGGGGGGGGCUCACUAUGCUAGCUUACAGUUAUUAUUCCUACUUAUCUAAUUAUUAAUUAGAUACAUUCCACUGGGACUGGGGGAGGAAGGGGCAAAGAGAAAAGUCCCCCCACCGCUGCAUUGGACGCAUCACUCGUCCGGCGGCGGAAAGGAGCCGGGGGCCCAGGAGCAGCCGAGGAACAGAAAAGCCGAGAGCCUUAACACGUGCAGAUCCUCUCCAGCCUGUUUAUUCAGCCCCACACGGCAGCGUAGCAGCCUGGCCUACAAACCAAAACGGUCGGCAGGUGCGAUGAGAGGCCCUCCGUCCUUGGCUGCCUCCUUUUUCACCAAAAUCGUGUAUAUACGUUCAAAAUUCACUUCUAAUAGAGUUCUGUUCCUAAUAGUGACCACAUAGAGCUAAAUGGAAGCUUUAGUUUUCCAUAAAGGCUUCUACAUUUUGCUUUUGAGUCUGAUUUUUAAUGUUGCUUUAUAGUAUUGCAGGGAAAAAGCAAAUUGUGACUGAAAGAUACAGACUAAAGAAUGACAGUCUUACAGUAGUCUUUAGAGACGCUAUUGAAUCAUGCUGUCACAUCUUUGUCUUCUGUGCUGCUACCCAACCCUGAUCUACAGUUUACACAGAUUUCUGGGAUGAAAUCUGAUUGCUGGAGACUUUCUGCUUUUUGUUGUUGUUGUUUUGGGGGCGGGGAAGGGUUUUGGAGUCAUGUUCAGUUACGGUUUGAAUGUGGAAUAAACACGAUGGUGACGAUGUUGCACUGUUCACUUAGGAACAUGUAUAAAGCCAUAUGAUGCUAAGCGUCAAAGCACAGAGCUUGGUCAGUACAACUAUGGUUAGGACAACAGGCAGUAUUUGCCCCCUUUUCUCCCCAACCCUGGGAAAAUUCAGGCUGAAGUGAUCAAGGAAAUCUGUACCAAACAAAAAAAAAAGUGUUGAUUGUUUUUGCCUUUGUCUUACAUGGUAAUGAGUGUUGAUUUACAAAUGAUUUUAGGUUCAACUUUAAAUAGUUUGGAAAAUAAUCCAUUCCAUAUCACUUGUUAUGUUUUGAGAUUAUAUACCAUACACUCUACCAUGCAGAGGUGUUUUUUUUCCUUUUCUAAAAAAAUAAAAAUUUUUAAAAAUUGAAAAACCCUGACUCUUUUCCACUAGUGACAGUAAGUAAAAUUAUUCAGUUCUCU
Molecule: messenger RNA, 4711 nt
Organism: Dromaius novaehollandiae (emu)
Lineage: Eukaryota; Metazoa; Chordata; Aves; Casuariiformes; Dromaiidae
Gene: CABLES1
Product: Cdk5 and Abl enzyme substrate 1
Exons: 10
Coding region: 109-1689 (526 amino acids)
Biological process (GO): regulation of cell cycle; nervous system development
Cellular component (GO): cytosol
Source: RefSeq, a predicted model, not a curated record